Molecule: messenger RNA, 1820 nt
Organism: Hydractinia symbiolongicarpus
Lineage: Eukaryota; Metazoa; Cnidaria; Hydrozoa; Anthoathecata; Hydractiniidae
Product: meiosis-specific protein MEI4-like
Exons: 10
Coding region: 362-1414 (350 amino acids)
Biological process (GO): homologous chromosome pairing at meiosis; spermatogenesis; oogenesis
Cellular component (GO): lateral element
Source: RefSeq, a predicted model, not a curated record
GUAAUUUAUUAGGUUAUGCUUAAUGGCAAAAAGAUUUAUUGGAAUAUGCUUAUGAAAAACACAUGAUCAGGCUUAAAACGUGCUUAUUUGUAAAAAAAUAUUGCACUUGAAUUUUCAAUAUCAGUAAUUACAACUUAAAUCUAACUAUACACUAGUUAAUUCAGACAUAAAGAAUAAAAAGAAAAAACAUAAAAGCUCUACCACAUUUUCUAAGGCUUCGCAUAAUGCUUAGCAUAUGCUUAAAAAAUCUAAGCCUACAGAUGCUUAUAAAUGUCAUGCUUAUAUAAAAAAAACAUCGUAUCUAGGAUACGCCUGCAUGUAACUUUCUUUAUUCACCUAGCAGUAGACUGAAAAAUUAAAUAUGGAAAAGAAGGAGAAUAAAGAAGCGUACAUCAAAACAUUAAAGUUGGCACUGGCAACAUCAAUCAUUCGUUCCAAACCUCCUGAUGUAAGUGCGAAGGAGUAUACACGUCAAUUGGUUUCAGGUUUACGUAAGAAAGAAAUGGCUUGGAAAUCAAAAGUAACAGCUUUAGAAGAAACUUUGAAGCAAAAAGAAAACGAAAUCACAUUGUUGAAACUUAAAAACGAAAGUUGUAAAUUUUUCAACGAAGCAGAAGAAGACAACGAAGGAGAAGAGCCUUCUAACGACUUGCUUAUCACUACAAAUUCGCGUCAGGGUGAAAAAUUCCUACGUGCAGUUGUUUCUUUUAACAAGUGGUACAAGAUAGUGUUGAACGAUGAAACAGCAUUUGAAAAUUUGAAAACCAAUUUUGUAAAAACACUUGAAGAUAUAAAUGUCUGUUUGAACGGCAUGCCGACAAAUCAUCACAACAUAAACAUAUUAGAGAAGAAUUUGCAACCACUUACAGAACUUUUGAAGAAAGAGAAGUUUAGUUCAGACAGUAAAGUGUACACUUGUUGCGUAGAAAUCGUGAAAAAUCUGAUAAGAAUGCUAAUGACGAAUACUCGGUUUGAGAAUUCUUUAUUGGAGCGUCUUGAAAGUUCACUGCAUUCACUUUCACUCAGUUGCGCCACCAUCAGAGAUGUUGUAAUGGAAAGCCUUGUUCUUGUUGUAUCAGAAUAUACGAAAGUAUUACGAGAUUUGCAUGACGUCACCAUGCUUGAUGCUCAAAAAUACGAGAAUAUGUUCUUCGUAUGCCACACCCUGCACGAGGUUGUCAUGACAACAUGUUCAUUAUGGCGAUGUGAAAAACUAGACUCUUACUCAAAAGAACUUGACGAUAACCUUCUUGAGACUGCGGAGAUGUUCCCUAUGUACUGUCACACAGUAUGGACGAUAAGUUCGAUGAUGACAGACAUCUACUGUCAUCAACAGGAAGAUGUCACCCUCCCGUUGUGGAAGAGACAAGUAACAGCCAUCAACACAAGUAACGAUAACUCUUGGAUCAGAUAGAAAAUCCUACAUUUUGUAUUUUAUGAUGUGUCAAAAGGAGAAAAAAUGAGAUCUGGUUUUUAUUUAACUCUUAUGAAGCGAACGGCGUGUGGACGCUACUUUCGUUGUAGCUUUCCAAUCCAUUUUUUUUUUCUCACAUAAAAAAUAACAGCCUUUUUAUUUCAAAGGUUGUAGCUUAGUUGCCACUGCAUGCAGGACACCAUAGGACCUCUACUAUGCCUUACAUCACGGAGAUGACUUGCAAUAAGCUUUGUUUACAUUUUUUCAGCAUAGUCUUUUAACCAAUUAGAUCUUCUAAAAAGAAUUAUUAGCCAAUUGAAUUGCUUUAUUUUGCCUUCCAAAAAAGUAAUAAAAAAAUUGAUCAAGAUAGCAAGUCAUCUAUACGCACAAGCCCUUAACCUCUUAA